Molecule: messenger RNA, 7878 nt
Organism: Bemisia tabaci
Lineage: Eukaryota; Metazoa; Arthropoda; Insecta; Hemiptera; Aleyrodidae
Biological process (GO): regulation of transcription by RNA polymerase II
Cellular component (GO): nucleoplasm; nucleus
Molecular function (GO): DNA-binding transcription repressor activity, RNA polymerase II-specific; RNA polymerase II cis-regulatory region sequence-specific DNA binding
Source: RefSeq, a predicted model, not a curated record
UUCAGAAGCUGGCUAAAGAUGUAUUUUUCAACUUCAAAGUUCAACUGCAAAUUUUUCAUCCUGAACUAUGUCCUCUAGUGCUACAUCAGUUGAUUAAAUGUUCUUCAGUUACUUAUUCUUCUCUCUCUGAAUUUACUUUUGGAGGUAAUAAGUCACAACGAAUUGUUUGUUGCCGAGGAACCACCGUCAUUUCUAGGUUAUCCCAAGCUUUACAGCCAGUUUACAGCUUUUAGUGAUCUGUAGUGCUUAGGAGCAGUUUUCCUGAGAUUUUGAACGAACGUGCCAUUUUCCAGAAAUUCAUUUCAUCAAUCUUGCAUCAUAGACUGGUUGUUUCAGGAGGAAAGACGUCAUCCAUGUGUGAGCAAGAUUCUAACAUUGAAACGAUGAAAUCAAACCUUGUACUUGCAAUCCUGACAAGGAGUCGAACCUUGAUCCAGAGACAUUGUUGAUCAUCGAGUGCCCGCUCAACUGUGCAUCCAAGGAUUCCACAGGGCUGUGAAUGGAUGAAAUCCGACUUUCUUCUCGUACCUCUGAUACAUCACUCAAUUCCUGGCCGGUUUGAAUUUCUCUCAUUUCAUGCAGUCUCUGGGAUGAUUUCGCGCAGUAAGACUCCAAAGGUUUGUGAUACAGUUCUUGUAAAGCAAGAACUCAGUACUUCAGAUACUUCGAAAGAUGCAUCUGACGAUGAAUCUAGUAAUCUUACAUCCGAAUUGAUUAAAGAAGAACCCGUAUCCCCUUCGAGAGACAAUUGUGCCUCUCCAGUUCAACCUUCAACUAAUUUUGUCGGCACCUCCGUGGGUAUGAUCACCAAAAUUAAAACCGAAACCCACAAUGACGAUGAUGAUGAUGAUGACAUGUUGCCUCCCAGCGUGGAAAUUAAAAUCGAGCCCGAUCUAUCGUUUAGUAAUGACCGUCUUGAAGUUGAGGCUUGGGGACAGACUGUGGAAGAUACUACAAUGUAUGCAACGAAUUUGUCCACAAUUUCUGUACCCGAAAUCGUAGGAAAUCCUGAUAACCCGACUCAUAGAAUUACACGCACAUCAGGAAAAGAAAUAAAAGACAGCGCAGAUUCACUAACCUCUGAAGUGGAUUUUGGAAAUGAAUCUGAGAUACUCGAAAUGGUCGAGGAUGAUAAUGAGGAUAACGUAGCAGUCCAUAGUGGUAUUAAAGAAGAAUACAGCUGUGGGCAGUACUCAGAAUCAUUGGUCCAUGAAAACAAUCAAGAUGUAGCCAUGUUUUUGCACGACGCCGAUAAAUUCUUUAGGUGCAGCAAAUGCGCCUAUGUAUUUACCCAAGAGGAAGCCUUAGAGACCCAUAUGAUGAAGCAUACUGGAGAGAAGCGAGUGAAACCUAUUGAUUAUCCCUCCGAUUUGGUCAAAAAAGAAUUUGUAACACGUCAUGUGCGUUCACGCACGGAAGGGGUACCGUUCAAAUGUAGCUAUUGCUUUUUGACAUUCGCAACAAAAGUAGCAUUAUCGGCUCACGAACGUGUACAUGGGGCACCGUUCAAAUGCAGCCUUUGCAUUUUGGCAUUCGCAACAAAAGCAGCAUUAUCGGCUCAUGAACGUGUACAUACGAGAAAACCUAUUGAUUAUCCCUCCGAUUUGGUCAAAGAAGAAUUUGUAACACGUCAUGUGCGUUUACACAUGGAAGGGGUACCGUUCAAAUGUAGCUAUUGCUUUUCGACAUUCGCAACAAAAGCAGCAUUAUCGGCUCAUGAACGUGUACACACGAGAGAGAAACCGUUCAAAUGCAGCCAUUGCUCCAUCGCAUUUACCCAAAAACGAGCCUUAUUACGUCACUAUUUCCGUCAUACCGGCACCAAACCAUUCAAAUGCGACCAAUGUCCUGCUGAAUUCGCCGGGAAGGCCGGCUUAACCCGUCAUAUUGUUACCCACUCGGGUGAGAAACCUUUCCAUUGCAGUCAGUGCCCCGCCGCAUUCGACUUCAGCUUCAAACUAAAAAGACAUCAUCUGGUGCAUUCUCGCGACAAACUCUACACCUGCGCCCACUGCUCCGUCACGUUUGCCUCGAAAUCCACGCUCAAGCAGCACAUCUUAGCAGUGCAUUUUUCUAAACGAUACAAUUGUACAUUUUGCCCCCGAUCAUUUUCCAAAGAAAGCUACUUACAGACGCAUACUCUCAUACACACAAUUGGCAAACCGUUUAAGUGCCGUCAUUGCCCUGCUGCAUUCCCUCUAAAUCAAAGCUUGACACGUCACAUGUUAACACAUUCCGGCGAGAGACCGUACAAAUGCAGUCAGUGCCCCGCCACAUUUAUCACCCAACACAAUUUAAAAGCUCAUAUUCGCACGCACUCCCCAGAAAAACCGUUUAGUUGUACUCUCUGCUUGGCCUCCUUUGCUCAUAAAUCAGCCUUGGAGCGGCAUAUGAUGGUCCAUAGUGGUUGUGAGAAACCGUUCAUUUGUAGCUACUGUUCUGCCACAUUUUUUGUUGAAAGCCAUUUAAAUAGUCAUAUUCUUACACAUACUAGUGAUAAACCGUUUAGUUGUUACCAGUGCGAAGCGUCAUUUGCCGAUGAAAGCGCUUUGAAUCAACAUAUUUUAGUCCACCUAGGUGAUAAGCAAUAUAAGUGUAAGCAAUGCUCUGCUUCAUUUGCGGAAUCAAGUAAUUUGGAGCGCCACGUACGGGCUCACACUAGUAGUAAGGAAAUGUUUACUUGUACACAUUGCUCUGCCUCGUUUGCGGUUGAGAGAACUUUAAAAAGACAUAUUUUGGUGCAUACAGGUGAGAAACCGUUUAAGUGCAAUCAUUGCCCUGCCUCAUUUACCGAAGAAAUAAAUUUAAUACGUCAUAUUUGCAAAGAGAAAGGUUAGAAAUUUUUUAGCUGCGGUUACAGAGGUUCUGCUGUAUCGCUAGAUGAGAAAUAAAUGGAGUAUUCGGGUACCCUUAGCCAGUGGCGAUGUUUGAGAGUCGGCAACACUGUUUUUCCUCCAUUUAAAUAUACGUAAAACAAUCGAUUCUUGGUGAGGCAGCUUGCCUUACCUAAAACCGAUAUUUUUAAUUGAUUUAAAUGGAGGAAACACAGUGUUGCCAACUUGCUAAAUCGCAACUGCCUUGCUCUGGGUAGAUGUAGAUAACGGAUGAAGCCGGUAACAAACAGGGGUGUAGAAUUUUUGCAACCGAUCGGUUGUUCAUGAUCCAAACCAACUCCCCCCCCCCUAAGAUUUAAAAAGAGCCGAAAAUCACGGGGGAAAAAUGGUUUGCUGAGACAGCAACGGCCGAUUUAAAAUCCGAUACGGCCGAGAACCGAUUGGAAGCGUUUUCCCGGAAUCUGAAAAGAUGUGAGCUUGCGGGCGCACAUCUUUUCAGCUUCCGAAAACUCCUGCCAAAAUUCUUCGUUUAUAGGUUCACUGUCCUCAUCCAAGAAAUACUCUAGCAAGAUUUGUGCAGCUUCCCCUGCCCUUUAUCGAUUAAUGACGAUGAUCAGACAAAUCAGAAUUUUGCAGAGAGCGUCAUAAUGCUCCACGCUUUUUGUCUGCUCACUUUAGUGAUGAAGUUCUUGGUCACAUAGAAAUGAAAAGAGUGAUUUAACAUCAUCGCUGUCAGCCAUUGGAGGCGCUUUUUUCAUUUCUUUCUUUUUACGUGAUUUUUCUGAGUUUGAGGAUAUCUCUGAUGCCCAUCUUUUUUCAAAGAGAGAUAUUUUCUCUAAGUAAGCGUUAGCUGCGACAGACUCGGGGACCAUGCUCCUAUGCGUUAUAGGGUUGGUGGCAUAAUUCAGGAUGUGAGAGCUGACCAACUUACAAUUAUCUUUAAAUGUUGGUUGGAGAUGGGUUAAGAGUCCCGAGGUAGCGUGGAGUGAGUUAAAGUCAUCUUUGUGCUGCGAAUAAGUACUGCAAAUUAACGCUGUGGUAGCUGCUACUUGAUUCUGGCCAAUAGGUAUAGCUCGGAGGAGUGCUUGGAUGUCAGCCCUAGUGGAGUCGCUGGGUGAGGUGACACCCCUGAGGAACCUGGGUUUGGGAGAAGUAAAUCUGGCCAACAAUGCCCCAAACCUCGUAGUCAUAUGCCUUUUGUCAGUAGCGCUGGUGCACGGGAACAGCCUAGUUGUUUGCUUAGCAUCAAUCCUCUUAAGCCCGUCGGAUGGGAGUGUUCCCAAUUGCAGGUAGGCGUAGGAGGAAACCGUGACUUGCAUAACUUUAAAUGCAGCAGCCCCAGGAGGCAUUAAAUAUGGAGGUUUCUUUGGACUUGGUUCAUGUAACUUGAAAGUUGGAGUCAUUUAUGUCCUUAAUUGAGGCUUGUUUGUACUUGGGGCUGGGGAUCGGAUGUUCACCCAGACGUAAAGAUUUCCGCAAGGCAAUUUAGCCAGCCUAGCCAUGACUUAUUCAAAGGCACGCUGAAAAGUGAGAGGGGACCGCCCGCAGCAUCAGUGUCCACCUGGGGCAAGGGGAAGAGGGCCAGACAACCUUUGACUGCGCUAGGUAAGGCGGGGUGAUUGCCCACAUGGGCUUGCACCGUGGCAAUAGCUGGGAUAACAGGCAGAGGAGUGAGGUUAUGGCCUAUGAUCAAGCUUCGGGGAUGGAGUUCUUGCCCCAGGGCCUCGAUUAUGAGGUCGAGGAACCUAACCAUUGCUGGGGCGCCUAUGGUAUGGUAAGAGGCUGUGGUCCGAAUAUGAGUGUCGGUUUUCCCUGUAGCCAAAGCCCAAGCUGCAAGUAAGUUUAGGAAGGAUAUCACAGCAUUAGGAUGGGUGUGGUUACCAAUCACGAAUUCUGAAGCCUUUGUGAGUAUUGGUAGUUCCUUGCCCCCAGCUAUUUCGAGGUAUGCAGCCAUAAGGGUUAGGUGGUCGGAUAUGCCAGGUCGUUCAGCUUCGAGAGCUGCCCUUACGCCUUCUUCGGAGGCGGUGGCGUUUAUGGUGAUAUUACUCCUUUUAUGCUGAGGGCAGCUAUAAGCUUUAAAUGAGUCUAUUACAGUAUGAGGGAGCAACCCUCGUGCUGCUUGAUCACUAAGGAAUUUUAGAUGCUCAAGGUCCAACGUUGUUUAGGAUCUGAUCUAGAGCUAGGGUAAAGUGGGACGCAACACAGCUCUAGACUGUUGUUAUCUCCAGAUGUUGGCCUCAAAGAGACGAUGAGCGCUGGUGUGGAUGGUCAGAAGCAGAAUCGGGCGUUCUGCUCCAGUAUGUAUUGGGUGGCUUUUGGAAGGAUGCCCGUCAGCCCAGGUCUAUGAUAGGUUUCCCAAUCCCUUAGAGCGGUGGCGACGGGUACUCCUAGGUCUGUCCUAGGGUGGAAAGGGGUGAUUAACCACAAACAAGGCGACCCUAAAGGUCUACCUAGGCGUUUCCCGGCGACGUAAUGGCAUCGACCAAACCAUCCAGCCCUUCGAUUUCGUCGGGUAGGGCAUCCACGCCUUCUAGGUGGAACUCGGGGUCCCUAGCCAACAGGAAACCCUCUUUAGGUAAUGGGUAGUUGUCAUGCCACAAUGUUAUUGUGGCCGCUUGUCGAGGGGAUAGGUUGUCCCCCACCUGGCAUGGAGCUCGGACCUCAUUAGCCCCAAAGUCGUAUGUCCAGACUGUAGCAGGCUCGAAGACAUGUAAAUUGGCAUUGUAGCCAUGAGAAGCAUACGCACCAGCAUUCCUUUCAAAGGUGGUACUGCCACCUUUGCCAACACAAGCGGCCCUUGAGUAUCGAGGGUUGUGGUCCGCUAAGUCAAAGAAGUUUGCUAUGACAUUUAGCAUCUGAACGCCAUACGGUAUAAAAAAGUAUGGCCGCCCACCCUCGCUAUUAGAGGAGUAGCCAAGUAGGAAUACAUCCCACGCAUGGCGGCAGAGGUGACUUUCAACAAGUCACUCUUGAAUGAGACCUUGGUAUUAGGCCCCAAUAUGGCCCAUUCUUGUGGCCUCAACAGCAGGAAUCCAUCUAUUGACAGUAAACUACUGUAGCGGGGGGGCGACAUCAUUUACAAUACCGAAUGCAGCAUAAUAGUCUGCUGCGUCAGCAUAGGUGCAGGAAAGGGGUUGGGUUCUGACGCCGGGAUAGAGGUUAAAUUCUGGAGCCCACCCUCUGUAGUGGAGCAUUUCCCGCUUUGGCAUAGAAUACCAACGGGGUUUAGCCCCUCCAGUCUGAGGUUCACAAGCCUGGCGUACCAAGACGUUGGCAGCGGCCCUAGGUAUGCCGCCAUUAAGGAAGGUGACAAUCUUGGUGGUGGUCAGCGACAUUGAAAACAGAUAAGUAGUGCCGAACUUUGGAAACUUCGUAAAAUAUAGACUUAAAGACGCGGACAACGCGUAAAGUUCCGGGGUUCUCCGUGGGAUCUUGCAGGUCAGGGUUUUAGGUCAGGCGCGCGCGGUUUUUUUGGCGCCUUUUUCUCACAUUUUGUUGUUAUCAUGUAACAGCAGAAGAGACAUCUAUUAGCAAAAUUAAGAGAGUUGAGCGGGCUUUUUGAAGGCUCACUUGGGCGACAUCAUUUACAAUACCGAAUGCAGCAUAAUAGUCUGCUGCGUCAGCAUAGGUUCAGGAGAAGGGUUGGGCUCUGACGCCGGGAUAGAGGUUAAAUUCUGGAGCCCGCCCUGUGUAGUGGAGCAUUGCCCGCUUUGGCAUAGAAUACCAACGGGGUUCAGCCCCUCCAGUCUGAGGUUCACAAGCCUGGCGUACCAAGACGUCGGCAGCGGCCCGAGGUAUGCCGCCAUUAAGGAAGGUGACAAUCUUGGUGGUGGUCAGCGACAUUGAAAACAGAUAAGUAGUGCUGAACUUCAUAAUUAGGGAGACAUAGGUACAAGCUAACUGUACCCAGGUCAACCCGGAAGAGGCCACAAAACACUCGACCUCUUUACGCCUGUGGGCGUCGUCCUCUAGCGGAAGCUUCCCCAUUGCCCGGUAGAAUGGGUGUAAGUCCGAAGGGGUUGGGACACUGAUAGGCUCAAGAUUCAUAAACUGGCCCAUCCGGUAGUGUCUGGCAGCGUUGUCUUGGCCGCGUGUAGCGUACCUGACGCCAAUAACUUCUAGAGCAUAGUAAACUCUCACUCUUUCGUUUUUGUCUUCGCUCUACCCAAAAUUCUUCUUCUUAAUUACCCUGUCCAUCCCCAGCUGAUUAUACAGAGCACCCACCUCUUGAUCAGUACCCCUCCCAUUCAGUGUACAGUUAUCUAGCCUCGUAAUUUUAAAAUCAUCUGAGGUUAGAUAGUUUAAGUUUAUAUAUUCCCCCUUAUUCCUAACCAAAUGUUUCGGUAUCUCCCUAUUCACCCUAUCUAUCUCUUUGUUCAAGCAAAUGUUCACCCACAAGUCAUAACGAUGCGUUAUGCCGAUAUAAUAAAAUAACACCCCCCAUUUUUUCGGCUUCUUGUGCCCAAUCUAUGAUUCCCUCAAUCACUCUCUGCCCCUCAUUCGCAAAUACAUCCCCCCUUCCUGCAGCAAAUACGAUAACAUCCCCUAUUUCAAGUUCCUUUUUAAUGUUGUGCCAAAACCUUGCCCACUUGUCCAUUUUAUCAUUCCCUUUCGUUUCACUUACUAUUCUAACACCAUCCCUUAACAACUCAUUAUGCAAUCUCUCCCCCACUUUCAUCGUAUAUUCAUCGUAUGGUCAGCGACAUUGAAAACAGAUAAGUAGUGCUGAACUUCAUAAUUAGGGCGACAUAGAGGUAUGCCACCAUUAAGGAAGGUGACAAUCUUGGUGGUGGUCAGCGACAUUGAAAACAGAUAAGAAGUGCUGAACUUCAUAAUUAGGGAGACAUAGGUACAAGCUAGUUGUACCCUGGUCAACCCGGAAAAGGCCACAAAACACUCGACCUCUUUAUUCGAUAAAUACCGUGAUAUGUGAAUGGUUUUCCAUAAGUUAUAAGCACCAUCUUGCACUGAGUGGUUGACUUUAAUUUUAAACCACAUAGGUGCGUAAACUUUUUGGAUGAAAGUAACUAAUUGCACAAGUUCA